This is a messenger RNA of Drosophila sechellia, 1079 nucleotides long. RefSeq lists its product as uncharacterized. The transcript is spliced from 4 exons. NCBI's taxonomy places the organism in Eukaryota, Metazoa, Arthropoda, Insecta, Diptera, Drosophilidae. Bases 617 to 997 code for a protein of 126 amino acids. The record is from RefSeq and is a predicted model, not a curated record.
CGACAUGCAACUAUAUCAAAAGACUCGAAAAAACCACACAAGUGCCGCCAAACAUGCAAGACAGCCAAAAGGGGGCGUGGUUGGUUCGCCGUGGCAAAAACAAUGAUGGGAAACGUAAUUCGAGCGAAAUUAACGCAAUUACCGUGCCGCAGUCAAAGGACUCAAAUUCACUUCCUUUCGAUGCACUGCAGCUGGAAAACAUACAAAAAAUAAGACUAAAGUUUGUUCGCGUGCCGCAAAAAACAAAUCGCAUUGAUACUUGGAAGCGUGUCAAAGCUGCCACCUCCGGGGGAAAUGGAGAGGUUCCUAUUCCGGACCCGAAUCGCGGACCAUUAAUGCCGGCUCCGUCGGGCUAAUUCCCAUUUUAUUGAGUGCUCCAGUUACGGCCAAAGUUUGGCACCAACGCUGCCAUUGGCAACCGCCUCGCCCUCGAAGAGGGGGCGUGGUCUUAAUGGUCGCAAUUAGUUUUUCAUCCAGCUGACACGCACUUGUCGCAAAAGUCCAUUGAACCUGACGCUAAAUUGAUUUCCCUUGGGGGCGGGCCUGGAAAAGUUAUUCAGCAUGUUUUACCUGCUAAAAUAAAAAUACUAUUUAUAAACAAAAACGUAGGUAAACUAUGCCAGAUCGAUCAAAUCAGCGUUGGUUUGUCAUCGCAACUCUGGCUUCGUGGAACUUAAUGAGUGGUUUCGGUUUCUACGCCUACAUUCUGGAUUGCUAUGUAAAUUAUCCACCUGAUCACCAGAGAAGGCAGUUCAAAUAUCACACUUUUGCCGGAACAAUUGACAAAGAUAUAGUUAUGGGAAUCACUGUCGUUAUGCUAUGUCAGAUAUUAUCUUCGAUUUUACUGUGCUUUGCAUUAGAUGAGAAGAAAAGAACAUGUCUUAUUUACGGAAUUUUCAUUAGCUUGGCUUUUCCGUUUGCGUGUCUCCCAGUUUGGCCAUUAGCUGUAACACAUGUCAGUCUUGUUUUGGUAGCGCUGAGUUAUUACUUUGAGUAAUUUAAAAAAAUUUGUAAAAAAUUUUAUGUUUACUGCAAACUAUUUAUUUUGGUCCCAGUCCUAUAAAAAAGAUUAUUUUCUG